AUGACACCAAUGAAGGGCUUCAUUGUAUUCCCUCUUAGUUUCUCUUUGUUGCCCAUCUGCAUUCUCUCCAGUGCAUUGCACAGCAUAGCACCAACUCAAUCAAUUGUUAGAGAUGGUGAGACUAUAGUAUCAGCAGGCGGACGCUUUGAGCUGGGAUUUUUCAGUCCGGGUAAUUCCAAUAACAGAUACUUGGGAAUAUGGUACAAGCAAGUUUCUCCUGUAACAGCAGUAUGGGUUGCAAACAGAGAAGCUCCACUGCUUGAUUCAGCUGGUGUCCUGAACAUCACCAACCAGGGAGUUCUUGUCCUUCUUAAUGGAAUGGAUCUCAUCAUUUGGUCUUCCAGUGUAUCCAUAUUGGCUCAGAGUCCAACCGCAGAGCUGUUGGACUCAGGAAACUUUAUUGUGAGAAAUGGGAAUGAUGCCAACCCAGAAAACAUCCUGUGGCAGAGUUUUGAUCACCCAAGCGACACGUUACUUCCUGGUAUGAAGCUGUGGUGGAACAGAGUCACUGGCGUAGAGCGUUACCUCUCUUCCUGGAAACGCAUAGAUGAUCCUGCUCCAGGUGAUGCUAGGGUUCGGGUCAAUCCCCAUCGAUUUUCGCAGUUAAUUAUGAGCAAAGGAUUAGUGCACUCGGUAUCCGGACCAUGGAAUGGUAUUGGAUUUGGCGGGACGCCUGGAUUGGAAGCACACCCGUUUUAUAAAUUUGAUUUUGCUUUCAACAAGAAAGAGAUGUAUUACAGUUACCAACUCAUUAACAGCUCCCAUAUUUCUAGAUGCGUGCUAAAUCAGGAAGGCAUGGUGCAGCAAUUCUUGUGGUCCAAUCCCACCCGGGGUUGGAUACCUUAUAUAUCUAUAACAAUGGAAAAUUGUUUCCGCUAUGCAGCGUGCGGUCCAUUUGCUAGAUGCAAUAUAAACAACUCACCCAUAUGUGGGUGUUUGCCAGGAUUUGUGCCCAAAUCACCAAAAGAUUGGGAGAUGGCAGAUUGGUCACAAGGUUGUAUAAGAAGGACUCCAUUGGAUUGUCUUAGUGGGGAUGGAUUUCUGAAGCUGUCAGGGUUGAAAUUGCCAGACACUGUAAACUAUUGGUAUGAUGAGAGCAUGAAACUUGACAAAUGCAAGGUGAUGUGCUUGAAGAACUGCUACUGUACCGCUUAUGCAAAUCCAGAUGUCAGAGGAGGUAGAGGAUGCUUGAUGUGGUUCGAUGACUUGAUCGAUAUUAGAGAAAGCAAGAACGGUGGGCAGGAGAUUUAUAUCAGGUUGGCUCCAUCAGAACUAGGUAAGAAAUUAUCCUUGAAACUCAAAACUUAA
Messenger RNA from Malania oleifera, 1308 nucleotides. Its product is annotated as G-type lectin S-receptor-like serine/threonine-protein kinase At4g27290. Bases 1 to 1308 code for a protein of 435 amino acids. The transcript has a single exon. Gene Ontology annotation, biological process: recognition of pollen. The record is from RefSeq and is a predicted model, not a curated record. Lineage: Eukaryota; Viridiplantae; Streptophyta; Magnoliopsida; Santalales; Ximeniaceae.